UCUCUCCUCUCCUCUGCUUGCCUCUGCUCCUCGCCUCGCGGGCCGCCGAGGCGAGCUGAGCCAGCCCUGCGUGUGUGUGCAUGCGUGGGCGGGGGGGCUGCCGCAUGGAUUUAGCGAAGGCUGGGAGGGAACACAUGGGCUGGGUUGUUUUUUUCUUGGCCUGCGGUGGCUGUCCGUCCUGCCGGCCGCGGUUAUGGAUUCGAUCAUUAUCCAGGAGCGGUUAGUGGAGAGGCUGCUUUCCCCCCGGACGCAGGCACAGCGAAGCCACCCGGCCAAGCUGAAGGCAGGAGUGGUGGCACACCCUGACCUUCUCCUGCCCGCCUCUGCCCUGCAGGACCAUGAGAAGCAGUACGUGGGCUUUGCCACUCUGCCCAACCAGGUCCACAGGAAAUCCGUGAAGAAAGGUUUCGACUUCACCCUGAUGGUUGCAGGAGAGUCGGGUCUGGGCAAAUCCACGCUGGUGAACAGCCUGUUCCUGACGGAUCUCUACAAAGACAGAAAGCUCCUCAAUGCGGAGGAGAGAAUCAACCAGACAGUGGAGAUUGUCAAGCAUACGGUGGACAUUGAGGAGAAGGGCGUCAAGCUGAAGCUGACCAUCGUGGACACACCAGGCUUUGGAGAUGCUGUUAACAACACUGAGUGCUGGAAGCCCAUCACUGACUACAUCGACCAGCAGUUUGAACAGUAUUUCCGUGAUGAGAGCGGCCUGAACAGGAAGAACAUCCAGGACAACCGAGUGCACUGCUGCCUCUACUUCAUCUCGCCCUUUGGGCACGGGCUGAGGCCUGUGGAUGUCGAGUUCAUGAAGGCUCUGCAUGAGAAGGUCAACAUCGUGCCUCUCAUUGCCAAAGCUGACUGCCUGAUCCCAUCUGAGAUCCGGAAGCUAAAAGAGAGGAUCCGGGAAGAGAUUGACAAAUUUGGCAUUAAAGUAUACCAGUUUCCUGAGUGUGACUCUGACGAAGAUGAGGAGUUCAAGCAGCAAGAUAGAGAGCUGAAGGAGAGUGCUCCCUUUGCUGUCAUCGGCAGUAACACAGUGGUGGAGGCAAAAGGCCAGCGAGUCCGUGGAAGGCUGUACCCGUGGGGCAUUGUGGAAGUGGAAAAUCAGGCGCACUGCGACUUUGUGAAGCUGCGGAACAUGCUGAUCCGGACACACAUGCACGACCUGAAGGAUGUCACUUGCGAUGUCCAUUAUGAGAACUACCGAGCUCAGUGCAUCCAGCAAAUGACCAGCAAGCUGACUCAGGACAACAGGAUAGAAAGCCCAAUUCCUAUCCUGCCACUCCCAACACCGGACACUGAGACUGAGAAGCUGAUUAAAAUGAAGGAUGAGGAGCUGCGGCGGAUGCAAGAAAUGCUGCAGAAGAUGCAGCAGCAGAUGCAGGAUCAGUGAGAUGCAGGUACUUGGAGGGCAAAGGGAAUCCCUCAGCGACCAACCGAAGCCUGGCAAGAGCUGUGGAUGUUUAAAAAGAGGUUUCCCGUUGUAUAAAGACUUGUGGGCAAGAGCUGCACCCGCACCCUCUAAUUUAUUAGCAGCAAUGCUGGCUUUGCGGUCAGCUGGGUUGUGGAGAAGGCUGUUCACUUAACUGUUUACUGAUGUGUAUUUCUUUUUUUAUUAUUCUUUUUUUUUUUUUUUUUUUUUUCAAAAGGAAAUAGCCUGGGAAGUCUCUAAGGCAUCCUAAAAAGGGGAAAAAAAAGGAAAAGAAACAGAUCUCCCUUUCCCGUGUACUAAUCUCUUGUUUGGGAAUGCUCUGGUAUUUAAAGUCCUGGUUUCUCUGGUGUACGAACUUGAAGAAUAUCUGUGUCGAUGCACGUAGAUGUUUACUCCCACCUGAGGUGCUGUGCCCCUUUCCCCACUCCCCUUGUCCAGGGCCAGCACAAGUGUUGUAAAGGCAGACCUUCCCUCCUGGGAGUUCAACCUGCACUGCCAGAGAGCAGGGACUGGGGGGUUCUCUGUGCACUGACCUGCCCGGGGGGCUGCUGGUUGUCUGCUUUCCUGCCCGGGUUAUUUGGUUUGUCUUUGGUAGGUUGCAUGGCCGGGUUUGUUUUUCCUACGAACUCCAGAACUUUGCACUGAGUGGCAAGGAACUGAGUCUGUCAAGGGGGUGGUUGGAAGAAAACAGCUUCCACUGCCCUCGGUUCUGUCUUUCUGGCAGAGAGGGUGAGUUACUGAGGCUUACCAGCAGUGAUGGGAGCGAACACCUCCCCGGCCUGCCAGCCGUGCUCUCCUCCCGUGGCAGCCUGGAGGGGCUGACAGAAGCACCACAGCAGGGUGCUGCAGUGGCUGGGUGAGGCUGUCUCGUGGUUUAGCUCUGGUCGCUCUGAGCUUCUCCUGAGGAAAGGGGCAGUUUCUGAAGGCUCGUUCAGAGGUCUGCAAGCUGCAUGGCCAGGCAGACCGCUGCAGGGAGCCGGGGGUGGCAGGGGGGCUGUGGAGAGCUGCUGUGGGUCAGUGUGGCAGGUACAGGAGUGUCACUGCACCGGGCUGAGCACAGCCCAGCAGACUUGGCGCUUCUUCCCCUGCCCUUCCCCUGAGACUCGGUCCUUCUCCCCCUCCCCAGUCCCCUGCUCUUCCUGUCUCAGUGCUGGGAAAGCUGGUGGAUCUGCUGGGCAGAGAUAAGAGCGCUUUUUUGGUAGCAGCUUCUGUCCUGUUUCUGUUUCCUGCAGUAUUUUUAACUUCCAGUCCAGCCAGAGGAGAGCCCUGGAGUGUGAUGUGCCUGACAGGGCAGGACUCACCAGCAACACUGCCGCGUGUGCAGAGAAUCGGGCUGCUGGAGUGAGAGACGUUUGGCUCUUCCCUCCAACUCCAGGGAGUGCUGCCAUGGGCUGGACCCUUCUGCUCCUUUGGCUGCCGGCCCAAUUUCCCUGUCUCUCUUCCCCAUUUGUAUCAGCUCCUCCAUCUCAGGCUUUUCCCAGCAGAUCUCCCCGGGCAGGAGGCAGCAUUGGCCAGGAAUAGCCAAGCCCCUAAACUGUCGUUAGGUGCUGCAUUUAUCUGACUCCCCCUGUGGGGCUUUAGAUUUAGACCUCUGAUCAGGGCUUGUCCAGGAGGUGCAGAGGCUGGCUGGUUCAGGUUAUUCUCUGUACACAACCUCUGUUCGACUAGAACAUGGGCUGUAGGGGCAGGGGAGAGACCCCGACACAGUGUGGAAAGACAAAGCAAGGGUGAAAGCCCACUGACAGAAACACGCAAGCUGGGCAGGAGCAGUGUCCAAGGCAAACCUCUCCUAAGUGCCCUCCUGCUGCCUCACCCCAGAGGGAUGAGAAGUGGGGCAGGGGCACUGGGGAUGAGCUCAGCAGGGCAAGGAUGAAGGCAGCUAUUCUGUCCCAACGUUUUUUUUCUUUCCUUCUCCCCUGUAUCAGACUCAGAAGUGACAUUUGGCAGUGCCAGCCUAGGAGAAGGAAAGGGCUCAGCCUGUCUUCAGUAAUAUGCCAGGGCCAGGUGCCUAAGGAGGAAAUACAGCCUUUCUUUCUGCGAUGCGCUUGCCUGAGUGAUGGAGUAGCCUGAGGUAGGAGCUUCCUCCAGGUUUCCUGGAGCUGGUUUACUGCUGCUGGAAGCAGGAGGACUGCUGAGUUCUCAACUAUAUCCAUGGUAGUGUAACUGGAAACACCUUGUAGUACCUGUCCCCUCUCUUUUCAUACGUGAGUUUUGUCUGUUAGGAGGAUGUUCUGUUGCAAAUGAGCACUAUUCAACUAAAGAUGUUCCUCUUUCAAACAGAUUAAUUCCCAGAAA
Messenger RNA from Oxyura jamaicensis (ruddy duck), 3724 nucleotides. RefSeq names its product septin 5 (gene SEPTIN5). Bases 194 to 1390 code for a protein of 398 amino acids. Gene Ontology annotation, molecular function: GTP binding; GTPase activity; molecular adaptor activity. The transcript has 11 exons. NCBI's taxonomy places the organism in Eukaryota, Metazoa, Chordata, Aves, Anseriformes, Anatidae. The record is from RefSeq and is a predicted model, not a curated record. Gene Ontology annotation, cellular component: septin ring; synaptic vesicle; septin complex. Gene Ontology annotation, biological process: regulation of exocytosis; cytoskeleton-dependent cytokinesis.